Molecule: messenger RNA, 2028 nt
Organism: Diutina rugosa
Lineage: Eukaryota; Fungi; Ascomycota; Pichiomycetes; Serinales; Debaryomycetaceae
Exons: 1
Coding region: 1-2028 (675 amino acids)
Biological process (GO): regulation of transcription by RNA polymerase II
Cellular component (GO): Rpd3S complex
Source: RefSeq, a predicted model, not a curated record
AUGAAACGACGCAGCCGGCCGACGACGCUGCCUGGGGACUCGCCACCACGAGCCACCCCAAACAAACGGGCGAGAGCUAACCCGCCCCGCAAGCUGCUGAGAACGAAGACGCCCCAAAACUAUCGCCCGGAGCACUCGCUGUCUGAUGAAGACUCCGAUUCUGACCCCGCCACCCCACCUAGGGGAGUGAGAGUCAAAAAGGGCACGCCGCUGUUUGUUGAGCCCGAGUUGGCGAAGCCGGAGCCGUCCUACACCGGUUUGCCGUUAGAAGACCCCCCUCCGGCAAAAAUCAAGCGCGAGCUGUUGUGGCGUAAAAAGAAGCAGGACGCCACCGACGACGCCGACGAGACCGCCCGCGACAAAGCCAAGCACAAGUACGACGCCCAGUUGGAGGUGCUGCCGCCGCCCGCCGCCUCCCACACCCGCAAGCCGUUGGCGGUGCCCGCGGUCGCCACCGCCANGGUGCCCGCGGUCGCCACCGCCACCCCCCUGAAACGCCGCGGAGCGCGAGCACCAGCAACGCCCAAGAAACCCCGGCAGACUACGAAGCGAAUAAAGGUGCUGAGCCCGAAAAAACAACACAUAUCCAAUUUGGCCGGCGUCGCCCACGGGGUCAAGAUCAAGCAGGACAACGACCUGAUCAAGGAUAAUGACGACUUCUGCUCCACCUGUGGCCUUCCCGGUAUAUUCAUUUGUUGUGAGCUGUGUCCCAAGUCAUUUCACUUCACUUGCGCGGAUCCUCCCUUAGCUGAUGUCCCUGAUGAUGAUUGGCACUGCCGCGAGUGUACCGCCCGCGCCUUCCCCGAUGAGCUUACCAACUACGAACACGUCGGGUUAUUUGGCCCUCUUUUAUCGACCUUAGAAGCGCGUAACCCGGUGGUGUUUGCGUUACCCCGCGCGAUUCGCGACGAUACGUUUAUUGGUGUGCAAACGGGGGACUUUGGCGACUACAGCGACGACAGCAUCAAGCCCGAACUCACACUGGCUGCACUUAAUGGUGCCCAGAUUAGAGGGUGCAAUCGUGACGAGCUGUUGGAAGUAGACAAGCUUUACGACAUCAAGGGCAACCCUUACUUGUGCCAUAAGUGCGGCGAGCUGGGGCUCCACAACCGCAUUCUCGCUCACUGCGACUACUGUCCUUUAGUGUGGCAUCUCGACUGCCUUGAGUACCCUAUGUGCAGCCCGAAAACCAUGGGGUCGAAAUGGCGGUGUCCUGCCCAUCUUGAGGAGAUGUUGCCGCGCAACUUUGCCAACGCACGCAUGCUUCGCCUGGCUAAAGUCACCGAUGUGGCAUUAUACAACCACUUUGUUCGCAUGGCCAACACGCUGAGCUCAAUGUUGUUCCAAUAUGGCGACGCUCCUUUUAUUAAACAGGGCUUCUUGCCCACUCUAGAUGACUAUAUCACUGCGGAAAAUGACCAGCGCCAGGCCGAGGAGGAGGCGUCUAAAGUUGAAGCCAAUUUGCCCAACGGCGCUGCUCGCCCUGCACCUGAAUUCAAGCGUCCCGAGUGGCUUUCCAACACUUUUUCCCAGCGUAAUAUGUUGUUGGCGCCGGUAUCUAAGCGAUCCACCAUUGGUAAGCAAAUCCUGGAUAAAGGCGGCAUGAUAUACCGCGUACCGGAGCUGCUGGUAUUGCUUGAUUUCAUCACCAAGGUCAAAACCGAGAGAGUGGAGCAUCCGAUGCGCCAUGGUGUCCGCGUCGAAGAACGGGUGAUUGAAAAUGUAAAGGACCAAGUGAUCGAUACUCUCGACGAGUACGUUGAAGCUCUGGCUAAAGAGCACCGCAUAGAAGAACUAGCUGAAGACGCCGAUGCCAACAAGGCGAUGGAGGCGCUUGAAGAGUUCCAAAACCGCUCGUGGUCCAAGCACGCGUUGGACGAACUCGUGGCGGUAGCCGAGCGCCAAGCGGAGGCCGAGGUGACGGCGCCGGUGGUUGCUACCGACGAAGUGGCUGAACUUUUGAAGAUCAAAAAGCUUCUUCUACUCAAGGGGAAGGACAAGGUGUUGCAGUUUUUGGAACUGGCCUAA